Mesorhabditis belari is the source of this 243-nucleotide messenger RNA. Lineage: Eukaryota; Metazoa; Nematoda; Chromadorea; Rhabditida; Rhabditidae. The record is from the annotation of a GenBank genome assembly.
AUGCCCGUGCCAACAUCGCAUCAAGCCGCCGGUGGCCAGUCAGCUUCCUGCUUUCAAAAAUUACGAAUGGGUUUCAUGAUGGGCUGUAUGAUCGGUGGUGCGACCGGCGUUUUACUGGGUGGUUUCGGAGCCUUUAGAGGAGGACUUCGAGGCAAAGAGAUGAUAGUACAGAUGGGAAAGGUCGCGGCUCAAUCCGGAGGCUCAUUUGGCAUUUUCAUGGCAGUUGCUCAAGGUUUAAGAUGU